Messenger RNA from Diutina rugosa, 1020 nucleotides. It is a transcript of the gene INO2, whose product is annotated as Ino2p. NCBI's taxonomy places the organism in Eukaryota, Fungi, Ascomycota, Pichiomycetes, Serinales, Debaryomycetaceae. The transcript has a single exon. The record is from RefSeq and is a predicted model, not a curated record. The coding region runs from base 1 to 1020 and encodes 339 amino acids.
AUGGAGCUUAUGAUUAAUCGAAAGGACGAUUUUGAUCUCGAUGCGCCCAAUUUCCUCGACAUGGUGCUGUCGGACAUGGACUUUGAUCAGGCCUACUCGAUGUACACCACCCUCCAGCAGAAGCAAGCAGUGCUGCUGAUUGAAACUCUUCAAAAGGUGCAACUGUUAAACCAACAGUACGUGUCGGCGGUACCGCCGUCAGCACAAGUGCCGUCGCUGGACUUUUCGUUCACUUUUGACCACCAGGCACCCGAAUACUCGCUGGCGCUGGAAAACUACUCAUUUAAAGCCCCCAACGAGCCGGUGGCUUCCCAGCCGAUGCCUCAUGAACAACAAUUUGACACUCAAUAUGACCAAUUUUUCUCCAACACUGAGCUGGAUGCCUUAGAAAAGUUUUUGGACAAUUUGGCCAAUCCCACGAGUUCUGUGAACCCGAUGGACUUCUACCACCACCGCCCUCUGGCACCUACCAAUGGACUGGAGUUCAACACCAUGUUUGACUUGCACACAAUGAAGCCGACCACGGUGCUGAUACAGCCUCUUACCCCUCCCCGUGUCAAGGAUGAGCUGUUGGCUCCAUUUGAAUACCCGCACACCCUUCCCACACCACACGAUCUGCGCCAGUCGCUGCUGACAGGGGGUGAUCUGCCAAAGCGCCGCCUGGAACCAAGUUCUGACGACGAAGAUGGCCUGCGGAAGCGGCGUAGAACGCAGCUGAAGCCGUUGUUGACAUUAGAACAAAAGCGGCUCAACCACUCGCAUCUGGAGCAGAAGCGCAGAAAGCUUUGUAAGCUUGCUUAUGAACGGUGCCUUCGGUUGAUUAUCGACAUUGAAAAAUUCAAUGCGUUGCCAAACCCCAAACCUGAGGAACGGCCCCUGAAGCUGAAACGAGCUAGAGUUAACAAGGACGGCUUGCCGAACUUGCUGAAGCACCUGGCUUUGAUCCGGAUUUCUAAUGAGAUCAUUACCAUUCAGCAAAAAAAUGAGCAGUUACGCCUGUUGCUCGCCCAAUACCAAUAA